Messenger RNA from Metopolophium dirhodum (rose-grain aphid), 3155 nucleotides. RefSeq lists its product as uncharacterized. NCBI's taxonomy places the organism in Eukaryota, Metazoa, Arthropoda, Insecta, Hemiptera, Aphididae. The record is from RefSeq and is a predicted model, not a curated record.
CACCAAGUUUCAGCGAACCACUGGUGUGAAGGUCUACUGAUGGCGUCUAGAAAGAGUGGUGAUGUGCACGUCACUGGAGACGUGAUGGCUGUUUGCUCUCAGCACGGAGAGAAAUCGACAUCGUCGUCAAUGUCCAUCAGCACCACAGAGCCCAUUGAAACUAUAGACAUAACAAGUGAGUGUUUUUUUACGUCUGUAAUUGAUUCAGAUGUCAAUGAAAAUACUAAAAACACACCAACAACUUCGGGCAGAUUUCCUAAGUAUGUGGAUUGUUAUGAAACAUUGGCGAAACUGUCACUUAUUAAAUGGAUAGCUGGUUUUCGGCUGGAAUGCCGUAAGAUUUCAUGCCAAAUUAAUACAGAACUUUAUUUUGGGUUAUUAAAUUUGUUUUGUCAGAAUAUAGCACAAGAAAUGUUUGAUUGCAGAAAUGAAAUUAAUAAAUCAGCUCUUAUGAAAUCUUAUCUAAAACAAACUAUGAUGUUUUUUCGAGGAUACUAUAAAACCAUAAAAAAAGAUAAAGGAGAUACUUUGGAUGUUAUAUAUUAUGACAGUAUGAGUUCAAUGUUGGCCUAUUACAUAGAAUUGAAACUAAUGUCAAAUCAACGUUAUACAGAAAACCCAACUCGCAUAAAAACUUCAAAUAAAAUAAAUACAAUGUUAUUUGUUUUUUUAGAUCAGAAAAUUGAUUACAUGUUUGAUUUGGUAUUUAAAUUAUACUAUUUAUUUGAUAGUGAAGUUAUUACUAAUUUAGAAUCAAUAAUGGUUCCAGUUUGUAUAAAGUUACUAUCUGAACAUCCAGUGCCUAAAAAAAUGAAUUUUCUAACUUACAUGAGAUAUAUUUUAUGUUUUAAAUUCUGGCAAAAAAUAAUUCACUCAUCUGGUAUGCAUAAUUCUGUUAAGAAAAAAGAACUGGACAUUUUAACAUUAUUUUUAAAUAAGUUGAAUGUUCCAAAUGAUUUUAUGAGUCAAUAUGAGAAAUAUAAUUGGCCUAACUGGCCUAAAUUGAGAAUGUGUUCAAAUGAAAAGCAAUAUUUAAUACAGAGAGGCAUAAAAAAUGUUAGUUCUGUUUUAUAUGAUGCAAAUUUAUCACUCAAGAAGUGUUACAAGGAUAUAUCGGAUGCUGCUCCAAUAAAAGAUAUUCCAAUACUAUUGAAACCAAUUAUAGAACAGUGUAAAAUUUUACGACCAGAUUUAUUUGCGAUUUCGAGAAAAGAACUUUUGAGAAAUUGGAAUGAUUAUUUUGAUGACACUCUAAAAUCACUUACACCUUCCUGUAAUAGCUUGAUAGGAAAAAUCAAGUAUAAUUUAGUUCCAAUCAAUGAUGAUUUAAGCAAGUUAAAGCACGUUGGAGAAGGUUCUGAAAAUCAUUUUCUCCCAAAUAUAGACAAUUUCUCACAUUCUGAUAAAAUAUCUAUAGAAAAAACUAAUCUUAUAAAUUCAUCAACUAAUAAAAUAAUUGAUGAAAGCAAUAAUGAUACAAGUAAUGAAAAUGAAAAAUCUUCUGGUGAUGCUUUAGAAACAUUAAUGGCUACUCUUGAAUUAUUCCCGGCUAAUGAAAAAACACAAUCAAGUGAAGAUGAAAUGCAAGUGAAUGUGAAAAAAUCAAAAUUAUCUGAAAAACAUGAUAGGGGUGAUGGCAGAUUUGAUCCUACACUAUCUAAUAAUCCAAGUAGAUUGAAUUACAUUUCUGAAAUUAUAAGUACUUCUCAUCCUCCUGAAUGUUCAAAUUCUAAAGGAUCAAAAAGAAAUCAAAGUUCACUAUUUGGUGAUAAUAGCGAAAAUAAUAAAAUUUGCAGAACAAUGUCCAUGCAUGAAAAAAGUUUAUUGAACUGCGACCCAAAUCAAAUCAUUGAUUCUAAUUGCCACAACUCAAAUAUUGAGAAUAUUAGUUGUGUCACUUUAAAUGAUGAUAACUCUGUACUUGAAAAUCCAAAGAACUCUCAUAACAUAAAUGGAGUUUCGUGUCUAACAAACGAACCUUCAGUCAAAGAAAACAAAUGUCUGACAAAAUCAUCACACCCUAAAUUAUCGAUAACAGCGGUCUUAAAUUUGAAACACACGCAGAGUAAUUUUACUGUCAGCAACAAAGACGAAAUUGUAGAAAGUUCUACUAAAAUGAUUGAUUCAAGUAUCGAUCAGGAUGGUACUGCUACUACUUCUAGUGACAUUCAGUGGCCUAUAAAGUUGUCUCAAUCUGAUCCAUCUUCUCAGGGUUUUAAAAGAAAUUCAAAUGUUUUGUAUAAUGAUGGAUUAAAUCAAAAAUUGUCACUAAAUGAAACUGGUUUGUCAAGAAUAAACAAGAGUAUUUUAAUCCAGCCGAACCAACAGUUCCAAGACUUAUCUAAUUUCAUUGCACCAGAUAAUCUUUCACCUACCAAUCAAUCUGGAUCUGAAUCCAUUGAUGAAAAAACACAAAUUCAAUCCCGAGCAGUUCUCAGUUUUGAAAGUAUUUCUAGGAUAGAACCAACUGAGCAUUUUGAAAUGUAUAGAAAUACUAAAAUACCAAGUCAAAGUAUAGAAUUACUAAGCUUUGCUGAAUUACUAGCAGCAUACAAAUUAUUAAUUGGUGGUAAGUUAUUGUUAUGCAUUUAUCCAAAAUGUACCAAUAGCCAUCAUUACCAUGUUUUACUUUCCAAAGCAGAAAUUCUACGUCAUCAUUUCACUGUACAAUUUGAUUACAUUCGUUACCAUAUUCAGUGUAAGUAUAAAGAGUUAUUAAUUUUGAACACGAGAAAAUCAUGGUCCAAUAUACCUGUAUUAAGUCAGUUGACUGGACGGUGCCUUUGUAAAGAUUGUAGUGAAUUUGAUUCUAAUGUAAACCUAAAUCAAAAAACAUUGUAUGAAUAUUAUAUUAAAGGAAAAAAUCCAAGUAUUGAAGAAAAUAGUUGUGAAAAUAAACAACUAACCAAUAGAAAAGUAUCGUUGAAUUGGAAAAAACAUUUGGCAAGGCGUUUUAUUACAGAUAAUUAUCUAGAAAAUCAUUCUAUUUCUCAGAUGACAGACCAUAUGGAAACUCAUAAAAAACAUUUUGAAUAUGCUACACAAUUAUUCCAACAAAUUUCAUGACAAGACGGAGGACAGGGGUAGAUCGUUCGCAUCGCGGUCGUCACAUAUUUUUCUGUAAACACGAAAACCUGCGUCCGUAUAUUUAGCUA